Messenger RNA from Actinia tenebrosa (Australian red waratah sea anemone), 3993 nucleotides. RefSeq names its product glutamate receptor 2. Lineage: Eukaryota; Metazoa; Cnidaria; Anthozoa; Actiniaria; Actiniidae. The record is from RefSeq and is a predicted model, not a curated record. Gene Ontology annotation, cellular component: membrane. Gene Ontology annotation, molecular function: ligand-gated monoatomic ion channel activity.
CAUAAUUGAAAUGCAAAGCUAGCGAAUUGGUUUACUGUCGCUACGAGGAUAACUUUAUCAAACUUUGCCUGGAUUAGCUCAUAAAAUCAAAUAUUUUGAGUUAUCUUUGUGGAGGACAGUGCCCCACUCUAGUACCUCAUUAUGGUAGUGGUGUUUCUUGUUUCGUUAGCGGUGUGUUUAUCGACGUCUCUUGCAUCCUUCUCAAUUCCAAGUGAUGUCUACAUUUCAUUCUUUUCCUCCAACAUGGCGUCUCAACAGAAGCAGGCUGUCUUAUCUGCCAUCAACCAAGUCAAUCUCGAUUCUUCUCUCCUUCCCAGCACAACACUGCAUCUGGCCGACACAACAUCUCCUCGCCAAAACCCCUUCAGUGUGGCUUGGAAUAUUUCCCAAUACAAGAUAUCUUCCUUGAUUAUGGACUCUAAACCCACGGAAUCCCAUGAUGCUUUGAGCUUUAUGCUUCAGACUCCGUUGCUAAGCACCCGUCCAUCAAGAGCAACACCUCUAAACCAAUCAUUUAGUGGUUAUGGUGUUAAUAUGGUGUCCAGUUCCCACACCGCCAUGAUUGAUUUGAUAACCAAGUAUUUGUGGACAAAUAUAAUGGUUCUUUACGAUGUUCAGUGGCGAGAUGACGCUUCUCUUUUCGUGUCCAGUCUCCCCUCCAACGUCCAUUGCCAUGUGUUAGAAAUGGUUUUGGAUCAAACUGGAAUUCUGAACGAAACCACUGGAAAUAAACUCGGCUCUCUGUCUAUGGAUUCUGCAGAAGCUAUAGCGCUGUUCUCUGAUGCUUCUCUAGUGCAGAGGAUUAUAAGUAAGGUCCAUCCAUUACUGUCGAUUAAGAAACACAGGUCCCAUCGGUGGUUGCUGGCCGACCCUAUCACUUCCUUUGAGCUUACGACAGAGCUUUCUCAGAUCGUUAUUGGAUUUGCACCGCGUGUUGUCGUAAAUCCAAAAACAACAGCGCUAAUGGCAGCAUUAUCCACCAAUAUCUCUACUACCAGGUUUUCAUCCUUCCUGGUUUUUGAUGCGGUAGUGUCCUAUGCUCAUGCACUCCACAACAUGCUCGUGGCCAACAGAUGGCAAACCCUGAGUACUGGAAGUAACAUAGUCAAAUUCCUAAAUGGACCUGAACUCUUGAACUACAUUAAAAAGGUGACUACUACAGGGGCGACUGGAGUGAUUCAGUUUGACAAUGGCGGUCACCGUAGAAAUGCAGUGGUAGACGUCAUGAACCUGAGAGGAGGGAUCUUUACAAAGAUAGGAGAAUGGAGCGAGACGGCAAAACUUACAAUGACGUCACCUCCCCAGAAAAACAAACCUUUCGUUACAGUUGUACCUUUGAGCCAGCUACAAAGAAAGUUAAAAAUAGCCCUCGUUGAGGAUCCUCCCUUCGUUAUGACUGAAGUUAAUAAGCAAACAAACACCAAGGAGUUUGUGGGGUUCAGCAUCGACCUGAUCAAGGGGAUUGCAGAUAUACUCAAAUUCCAGUACGAGUUUUAUUUGAGUCCUGAUGGUAAAUACAGCGGUACGAAUCCGGACGGUUCUUUAAGUGGAGUCAUUGGAGAAGUAUUUAAAGGGAAUGCAGACAUGUCUUCAAUGCCUCUGACCAUCAACUCAGAGCGACUGCAGUACAUGGGCUUCAGCAAACCAUUCAUGUACAUCUCUAUGGAUUUGGUCAUGCAAAGACCAACGGUCAAUGAUUUUGAUAUCACAGGUUUCAUGACUCCCUACACUAUCCUCGUGUGGGUCAUGACUCUUGUCACGUGGUUUGUCGUCACAGCUAUCUUGACGUUGGUCAAUUAUUUCAGCCCCUUUGGACAUCGCAUGUGUGAUGACGAACAGAACGGGGACGAGUUCAGUUGGUUUAACAGUCUCUGGUUCUGCCUCGCUUCCAUGUUACAACAGGGAGGAGAUGCCACACCCCGCAUGCUAUCAGGUCGUAUAGUCGUUGGAAGCUUCUGGUUUUGUAUCCUUGUCUGGGUCUCAACUUACACGGCAAACCUGGCCGCUUUUCUGACCAGCUCCAAGACGAAUGUCCAAGUGAACAACCUCGAAGACGUACAGGAGGGCGACUAUCGGCUGUACAUCAUGAGGGAUACAGCACUUUAUGAAUAUUUCAAAACAUCUGAUUAUCGUCUCUAUCGUCUCCUCUGGGAGAAAAUGUCAACGGAUAAGACUUUUGUGGACUCGGCGAACGAAGGAUUUGCAGCGGUCCGGAACCAGGAAAGGAAUGUCUACUUGGAAGAAAGCCCUUUUGCCGAAUACCUUGUCAAUCAAAAUCCCUGUGACGUCAUGUCUGCUAAAGACGUGACAGGUUCUAGUAGUUACGGCAUAGCUAUGGCCAAAGACUUUCCUUACAUCAACAACAUUUCCAUUGCCAUCUUGAAAAUGCAAGAAUUGGGACAAAUUGAAGACCUGAAACGAAAAUGGUGGGACGAGCGUAACGAGUGUCCAGAGUUCAAGAAGCUCACAUCUGAAGAGGUGAUCGAGAGCCAGCGCAUUCAGAUUGGUAGCAUGGUUGGCGUGUAUCUGCUUCUGGCUGCAGGAGGCGUCAUCUCAGUUGUCGUCAUAUUCGUCGAGGUUUGGUGGAAAAACAGACGAGACCGAAUCCAUGCCAAAGUACGCCAAGGUUGGGCUGUGGUCAAGGGAGCUAAGACUGUGAUUGGGCUGCAAAAGCAAACAACCAAGGCAGAUGCAAGUACCGUUGUUCAAGCAUUUCAAAUCCCACCCAAACAGCCUUCAACACUUCUUCAACAAAAGCAAACAACCAUGCCAGAUGCAAGGCCCGUUGCUCAAGCAUUUCGAAUCCCACCCAAACAUCCUUCAACAAUACCAGGCAGGGAUCUUGGUAUCAGUAACAAGGCUUGUGACGAUGUUCCCCCUCCCAGCCUAGAUCUAUGGGGAGUGAUUACCAGAAACAAUUCGCGAGCUCAACCCAGUGAGAAACCUGCAAAAAUCAGAGUCGCCAAAGACCUUGGAAUGUACCAGAAGGAAGACCUUGAAAACGGUAAAGAUUUGACUGACAGCGCUCCCGCUAAAAAACCUUCCAACAGCCGGGGGGAAGUCUCCAAUUCGAAAUCAUCAGAAUUCAAAGGAAAGCCUCAGUCGGAUGUAAAAUACGAUGGUUACCCAGACAAAACGACCAGAGGAGAUUUUCCCGCCAAAGGUCCAGUCGAUCUAAAGGCAACGAAAACGAAAUCUCUGAAACCCAAAGAUACCCCGAAAAAUAAAGACCUUGGUAUUUCGACCAGUGACGAAUUGCUCACCACAGAUUCUUCGGUAAAGGCUUCGAAAAAGAAAGCCAAAAGAAAAGUGAAAAAGGAGGGGRAAAACGACUACAAUGCGGACGAGGAGACGAUUUACUAGACUUCAAAGUAUCGCAUCACUUCCUUAAAAACGUUUGAGUUAAAUUGUAAGAAGAUAAAAAUACAAUACAGGUUUUGAUUUUAUCAUUGAAUUUAAUAUGAUAUAAAUGCACUGUUAACCUUGGAUUCCUAUUAUCUCAAAACUAAAUCAUUUCAGUUAUUUUAACCUGAUAAAGUUUUCUGAUAAAGUUUUCUCACCAAAGCAAAAAUGCCAGGAUUCAGUUUAAAGUGAAAUUCCAGAUAUUAUCGCGAAUGAAAUCUAACCGCAUUUUUUUAUUAGAAUCCCAUUGCUUUAUUGCUAAAUAAGUAAGUUAUAAAGAUUUAUUUUUGGAAUGAUUUGGGUUACGUUUCUUUGGAAAAACGACAGCUUUGGUUGAUUCGUGUAAAAAAAAACAGAUUUCACAUACUAUCAGUAGUAUUUAAAAAUACGUUUUUGGGUUAAGAAGCCCGGGCACUCUUAGUUAUUUCUAAACAAAUGUACCACUUUUGUUUUAAUUAAUGUUCACAAUAUUAAAGCUAAAAAAAGGGUUUGCAAAUAAAAAUGAUAUUACAUUUUAACGUCUAACACUUUCAUUUUUACAGUUGACUUUUUAAUUCAACAUUUCAAUCCAUUAAAAUCGUUAAAAUAAUC